CGUGCAGCAGCAGCAGCAGCAGCAGCAGCAGCAGCAGCAGCAAGGAGCCCCACGUCAAGAAGGUGGAGAUAUAUCUUUCGGACUUUGGAAAGGAAAGAAUAGAAGUGGAAAAGAUUAAGGGGCCAGCAGUGGACUGGGAAGCUGCGGAGAAGCCGCGAAAGAAACGCUCAAAAGCAGCAGCAGCAGCAGCAGCAGCAGCAGCAGCAGCAGCAGCAGCAGAUGAAGGCAGCAGCAGCAGCAGCGACGAGGAGCCGCAGCCUUCAGCUGAACAAGAAAAGGCGGUGCAGGAAGUCCUCAGGAAGUACCAGGUGGAACGUUCUCGUUACUAUUAUGCCAUUUGCUACGCCGACUCCGCCGAGACGGCGCAGCGAAUUUACGACGAGUUGGACGGCUGCGAGCUGAAUUUUGCCUUAAAUGGGCUGGACAUUCGUUUUGUUCCUGACGAGCUGGAGCUGCCUGCUGCUAACUUGACAGCAGCAGCAACUCGCGAGGAUCUGGCAGCAGCAGCAGCAGCAGCAGCAGCAGCAGAGAGGCUAGCAGCAGCAGCAAACGGCCGCAGCAGCAGCAGCAACGCCCUCAGGCAUUCAAAAGUGGAACUCACUUGGGACGAAAGCCCCAAAGAGAGAAUCAAAUUCCUCAGAAAAAAGUUUACACCCGAAGAAUUGGAUGAACAAGACUUGGAUGCCUUUUUGGGUUCUUCGGAAGAUUCCGAAGAAGACACGGAGCUGCAGCAGCAGCAGCAGCAGCAGCAGCAGCAGCAGCAGCAGCAGCAGCAGCAGCAGCAGCAGCAGCAGAAGGGGUGGAAAAAAAUCACUGAAGAGAACCUGGAGUCAUUUAGAAAGGAGCUGCUCGGGGAUUUCUUCCGAGUAACGGAAGACAAGAAGGAAAAGCGGAAGAAAAAGAAGACAGCAGCAGUGAGCAGCAGCAGCAGCAGCAGAGGCAGCAACAGCAGCAGCAGCAGCAGCAGCAGCAGAGGCAGCAACAGCAGCAGCAGCAGCAGCAGCAGCGGGGCUUCUUCAGCUUUCCCCCUCUUCUUGGAAGAGCCAGAGCCAAAGGCGAAGCAGCAGCAGCAGCAGCAGCAGCAGCAGCAGCAGCAGCAGCAGCAGCAAGAAGAGCUGAGCGAUGAGCUGGACUUGGAGGACGCUCGUUUCAGCCGCGUUUUGCACAGCCACAACUUUGCCCUAGACCCCACAAACCCCGCAUUCAAAGUAAGCAGCAGCAGCAGCAGCAGCAGCAGCAGCAGCAGCAGCAGCAGCGGCAGCAGCAGCGGCAGUAGCAGCAGCAGCAGUAGCAGCAGCAGCAACAAUGGAAGCAGCAGCAGUAGCAGCAGCAACUGUAUUAGUAAUAGUACCAGUAGCAGCAGCUGCUGCUGCUGA
Eimeria necatrix is the source of this 1376-nucleotide messenger RNA. RefSeq lists its product as hypothetical. Gene Ontology annotation, cellular component: nucleus. Gene Ontology annotation, molecular function: RNA binding. Lineage: Eukaryota; Apicomplexa; Conoidasida; Eucoccidiorida; Eimeriidae. Gene Ontology annotation, biological process: rRNA processing. The record is from RefSeq and is a predicted model, not a curated record. The transcript is spliced from 8 exons. The annotation marks the transcript as partial.